This is a messenger RNA of Plasmodium gallinaceum, 2331 nucleotides long. Its product is annotated as deoxyribodipyrimidine photo-lyase, putative. The transcript has 2 exons. Gene Ontology annotation, biological process: photoreactive repair. NCBI's taxonomy places the organism in Eukaryota, Apicomplexa, Aconoidasida, Haemosporida, Plasmodiidae. The coding region runs from base 1 to 2331 and encodes 776 amino acids. The record is from RefSeq and is a predicted model, not a curated record. Gene Ontology annotation, molecular function: deoxyribodipyrimidine photo-lyase activity.
AUGUUCAAUUCAAAUUUCUUUUUUUGUUUAUAUUAUAUAUUCGUUUCUUUUUAUUUAAAAAAAUCUUCAAAUAAAAAUUAUUUUAAUUCAUAUAAAAAUUCAAAUGCCUAUUUAUUGACUUACAAUCAUAUUAAAAAAAAUAUAUAUUUUAAAAAAAGUUAUGGCUUUUGUAACAAUUGUUUUUAUUCCCAUUUUUUAAAAAAAAAACACAUAAAAUUUGAUUUUAACAAACAAUACCACUCACUUUUAAAAAAAAAAAUGAGUCAUAAAAAUGUAACAAUGAUAAAUGAUAAAGAUAAAACAGAAUUAAUAAAAUAUGAUUCUAAAAAAAAGGAAGUAUUAUUUGAUCAAAAAGAAGAAAACAAAUUAAAUGAAAUAAAAAUACUAAAAAAUAACUUAUUAAAUGAAAAAAAUAUAAAUGAAAAUUUAUUAAAUGGAAACUUAAAUAAAAUAUUAUCACAAGAAAACUCAAAUGACGAAAUACUAAAAAUAAAUAUAAAAGAAGAAAUAUCAAACGAAAAAUUGAAUAAAGAAAAUAAGCAAUCAAAGAAUAACAAUUCCAUAAAAAUGAUUAAUGAAAUAUCAAAUGUUAACAGUAAUAUAUAUAAUAAAACAAAAAAUAAAACUAAAUGUAAUAAUGAAAUAAAAUGCAACACAAAAAAUAUAAUAAAAUGUUUUAAAAAAGAAAAAAUAAAUGACUUAAAUAGAAAACAUAAACAAACUUUUUCCUCAGUUAUACCUCAAGAUAAAGAAAAUAACAUACACAGUGAUGAAAAAAAAAAAAAAAAUCCAUUUGAAACAUGUAUGGAAAGUAAGUUAAGUACUUUGAUAAAAAGAGUAAGAUGUUUAACCUCUUUUGAAAAUGCUAAAGAUUUAGAAAAUACAGAACAAAAUAAUAAAAAAAAUAUUUUAUUAUUAUUAACUAGAGAUUUUAGAGUAAAUGAUAAUUGGGCUCUUAUAUAUGCUUAUGAAAUUGCAAAAAAAAAAAAAAAUAAUUUAUUAGCUUGUACAUAUUUAAAUAGAAAAGAAGAAUUCCCAGAAAGAUACAUAGAUAUAAAAUUAAAAGUAUUAAAAAAUUUAGAAGAAAGUUUUAAAAAAUUAAAUAUUCCAUUCUAUCUUUUAACUAUAUAUAUGAUAGAUGAAUUUAUGGAAUUUUUAAGGAUUCAUGAAAUCAAUACCAUUAUUUGUGAUUUUCAUCCUUUAGCAGAGCAAAAACUUUUUAUUGAAAACCUAGUGCAUUUAUCUAACAAAAAAAAAAUCAAAGUUUUUCAAGUAGACUCACAUAAUAUUGUUCCUCUAUGGGUUACAUCUAAAGUUGAAGAAUAUUCUGCUAGAACUAUAAGACCAAAAAUUAAAAUGCAUUUACCCACGUUUUUAACAGAAUAUAUAAAAUUAGAAUCUUUUGAACAAAAUGUAAAGUAUCCAGAACCAUUUGAAAUUGAUGAUAUAAUUAAAAAGCUAGUUGUAUAUAAUUCUUGUCCCAUUUUAUCAAAUUUUAUAUGCACUGAAAAAAAAGCGCGUGAAAUUUUAGACAAUUUUUGUAAAAAAAAGUUAGAUAAAUAUAAUUUAAAGAGAAAUGACCCUAAUGGUAACUCAAACAGUCAACUCUCACCUUAUUUGAAUUUUGGAAUUAUAUCUUCUCAAAGGUGUGUACUCGAAGUUAAUAAGUAUGCACACAGUAAUCCAUCCAUAAAUACAGUAAGUGGAAAGGAAUCUUUUAAUGAAGAAAUAAUAAUAAGAAAGGAAUUAGCUGAUAAUUUUUGUUAUUAUAAUAAAAAUUAUGAUAAUUUUAACGGAGGGAAAAGUUGGGCAAAAGAAAGUUUAAGAAAGCAUGAUUCGGACAAAAGAGAAUAUUUAUAUGAUUAUGAUGAUUUUAAAAAUGCUAAAACUCAUAAUGAUAUAUGGAACUGUUGUCAGCUACAAUUGAUUAAAGAAGGAAUUAUUCAUGGAUAUUUAAGAAUGUAUUGGGCAAAAAAAAUAUUGAAUUGGUCAGAAAAUUCUAAAACUGCUUUAAAAUAUGCCAUUAAAAUAAAUGAUGAUUUUGCAAUUGAUGGAAAGAGUCCUAAUGGAUAUGUCGGAGUUAUGUGGUCCAUUAUGGGUGUGCAUGAUCAAGGUUGGAAUGAAAGAAACAUUUUCGGAAAAGUUAGAUUUAUGAAUUAUAAUGGAUGUAAAAGAAAAUUUGACAUUAAUAUGUACAUGUCAAAAUAUCCAAAAGGUAAAGAAAAUGCAUUAACUGUACAAAAAAUACCAACUAUAACUUUUGUAAAUUAUCUAAAAAAAAGAAAAAAUAAUUCCAUUAUUAACGAAGAAAAAAAAAAAAAAAAUAUAUAA